AUGGAAAAAGCAAAGAGCACUGCAAACAGUUCAGAAUAUCUCCAUACUACACAACACCCUAAAGUUUCUUCAUCAUCACAUCAGCAUCCUAAUUCAGCUUCAACAAAUGAUAAAAAUGAAACUAUAUCAUUGAACAAGCCUUUUGAUAUUUGCGAUAGAUCAGAAUGUAAAAAUGAAGAUUCUGUCAUUCAUACCAUUCAUGUUACUCCGACAGUUCAAGUUGCUCAAACUAAUAACAUUGGUAAUAAUGGAAGAUUUAUCCCUCUUGAAUGUGUACAAGAAGAUAAUAUUCUUGAAGACACUGAAGUUCAUGAAGAAGUACAAGCUGAUGUUCUAGAAACUCCUCAAGUCAAAUUUAUUGAUGGUAAAACAGGGAAGGUUUCAGAUGAAACUGUUGAGGUUACUUCAUGGUCCAAAGUGGUUGAAAAGAAGGUGAUUAAUCCUUCUCCUCCUACUUCUCAAAAUUCUCCAAGUGCAGUAAAAGGUGGUAAUCCAGCUGUUGCAAAUAACAAAUACAACUUCAGGAAAAAUCAAGAACCAAAAUUUUUAUGUAGUGCUUCCUUUUGCAGUAAAUUAAAUCUCCCUGGAAUGAAAAGUAUGGUGAUUCAUAAUUCCACUUCAUCAACAAAAGGUAAUCUAUGGCUAUUCUGGAAUACUUCUUUAGCUACUCCUCAAGUUGUUUCAAUAUCUAGUCAAAUGAUAACUGUUAGCAUUGGUGAUGUGUUGGUAUAUGGUGUUCAUGCUCAUGUUAAAAAAAGUCAAACAAAAUUUUUAUGGUCAGAAAUGGAAAUCAUUAGUCAGUUUCAAAAACCAUGGAUUGUGCUUGGUGAUUUUAAUGCAAUUACUUCACCUGAUGAAAAAGUAGGAGGUAAAACUCCAAACAUAAACUCAAUGUUAGACUUUAUUCAUUGCCUAAAUGCAUGUAAUUUACUCCCAGCUCCUAAGACAGGUCAACAAUACUCUUGGUCCAACUGUCAACAAGGAAAAAAGAGGAUCUUAUGUAUUUUGGAUAGAGUUGUUUUCAAUUCUUUAUGGUUACAAAAAUAUGGUGAUUGGGGGUAUAAAGUUGGCUUGAGAAUUGUAUCAGAUCAGGCACCAUUUUUGGGUGGUUGUGCAAGUAUACCAAAACCAAAAAAUGUUCCUUGGAGAUUUCAGAAAAUGUGGAUUGAUCAUCCAUCCUUUUUGUCACAAUUGAAGAAAGUUUGGUCAGAACAUAUCAUUGGUGAUCCUGCCUUUAUAUUCAUGCAGAAGCUUAAAAAUUAA
Molecule: messenger RNA, 1263 nt
Organism: Papaver somniferum (opium poppy)
Lineage: Eukaryota; Viridiplantae; Streptophyta; Magnoliopsida; Ranunculales; Papaveraceae
Exons: 2
Coding region: 1-1263 (420 amino acids)
Source: RefSeq, a predicted model, not a curated record